CUCUUUGUCAACAGACCAAGGAGGAAAUAACGAACUGUUUCCAAGAUAUCAUCAAAUAGUUAGCUUAUACGUCGGGAUUGUUUUUGGUUUCAUGUUCUGCAGAGGUGAAAUAAUUGACACACGGUUACAUCAUAACGACUGUCCUCGCUUUGCUUCGACCGGGCGGCACAUUAGCUUUUUAGCUUGGUCGGUAAAGUUACUUAGCUGAAAUAACGCUACGUGGUGGUUGCUAACGAGAUAUUUGGUGUUUAGCUACGCAGCUAGCUAAAGCCAACAAACACCGUACACAUCGUCCAAUGUAUUGAGGUGGAUCGGGAUGCUUUGAUCGACCUUGACGGGGAAUCUCCUUGUUAAUCCAGGUUAUCGUUGUCAGCUAACGUUAGCUACCUGCCGGGAAACACUGGGCUGCGUUUAAGUCAUGGCAGACGAAAAUACACACUUCUGUGGCAAUUGCAAACAUGACAUUCCAGAGGCUAACUUCACUACUCAUGAGAUCCACUGCAGAAGAAACAUCGCACUGUGUGAUGUUUGCCAGGAGCCGGUGCCCAGGUCAGACCUGCAGGAGCAUAAACAGCAGGAGCACAUUCAGAUUACAUGCAAGUGUGGUUUAAAGAUUGAGAAGAAAGACUUCGAUGUUCACCAGAGCUUCGAGUGUUCCCAGCGGCUGGUCCCCUGCCAAUUCUGUGAACUGGAGAUAGUUUUCAGUCAGUCCAAAGAACAUGAAGAUUAUUGCGGCGCACGCACUGAGCCUUGCGCAAUCUGCAAGUGCAAUGUGAUGUUGAAGGAACAAGCCGUGCACCCCGUCUUAUGUGGGAGCCUCACACCGCCCCAAGAGAGGAACAACAGCCGGACGAGUCGCAGUCCGGUAGAUUCACAGCCUCCGGGUGCUUGGUUUGAAGCCCACACCAUCCGAAACCUCCUGAGAACCCAAGAGAGAGGCCCAAAGAAUAAUAACAUCAGUGCAGCGGAUCAGCAGGCCUUUCCCCGGCCGUUUGAUCCCAGAGUCUACAACACUUCGAGGGGACCUCAAGGCGCAGGUGACUGGAAGAAUACUGUCCCGGGAAAUACAUUCAGCCACUUGCUCGGGCCGAGUGAUUUUCUGAAUAGCAGCAGCAGCAGCAGCAGCAGCAGCAGUGCGUGGCCACAAAGUGAGCUCAGAAUGGCGGAGGAUUCGUCCGGCCUGGACUACAUGCUGGCUCUCAGCCUGCAGAGUGACGGAGAGUCGGGGUCCGGCGGCGUAGAGGGGAAUCUGUGGAGUGGAAUCUGGGACCACAAGAUCGAGAAGCCCUCUGUUAACGCUUCACUUUGUCCGCCAAACAACAAUUACCAAAAUUUCACUACAGUCACAAGCCCAGUCCAGGAACAGGAUCAAGCAGACACCAUGCUGCCCUGUGAGUUUUGUGAAGAGCUGUUUCCUGAAGAGGACCUCAUUCUGCAUCAGACCGGAUGCAGCCCCGCCUCCGCCUUUGCGUCCUACAGCAAGCAGCCCCUGUCUCCCCCUACGGAGGACAGGAUGGGCAGGAAUGCUUCAGGGCUGAUGCACGACAUCCCCGACACCCUGGCUUCAAAUAUCCCCACCUUCCCUCGCUCUGUCUCCCCCGCCUCCAACAGUCCUCCAGCCAGUCCACUAGAGGGCGACGUGGUCAUUCCCUGUGAGUUCUGUGGCAUCGCUCUGGAGGAGGCGGUCGUCUUUCACCAUCAGGACAAAUGUGACAUGCGUCCUCAGAAUGCCCAUCCGCUGAACAAUCUGACUAAAGCGUCUGCCAAGAAAACACAGAACCCUACUAAUGACGCCUUUAGCCAGAUGUCUACAGAUUUUCAAAUGAGAAUGAAUCCCCAAACUGACUUCUCGCAAGACCACUUUGGAUUCGACAGAGACGCCACAGAGAGAGAAUGGCCAAGAGGCUACAUUGGACUCCCCAGUCAAAGGAAGACAUCCAACUGUGAUGCCUCUGUGAAAAACCGAGCUCAGGCAGGCCGGGAAGCAGAAGGAGCUCAGUCCUCUUUCAGUGACCCUGAGAGGUCUGCUGCUGCAUCUCUGAAGGGAGUUCAUCUACCAGAAAAUAAAGAAGGCAGAGGGAACAGAGGGAAUUCCUUGACCAAGCUACCCAAGAAGCAAAAUGAAGAGCAGCAGGAGGAGUGAGAGCGGCAACAUGUGGAGAAAAUCCAAAAACCAAAUCUCCUUCUGUGCUUUCCAUAUAUCUUCCUGCACACUUCUGAAAACAAAUGAUAUACCAAUCUGAUAAGUGCCUGUGCGAGCAAUCUAGCAGUUUAUAUUUUGAUGAGUUUUACUAUAAAAGCCUCAGUAAUUAAUUUGGUUAAUUAAUGUUUUUUUUUCAAGAUUUGUCUCAAUUGUUUGUAUGUCUAACGUUUUAGCCUUAAAAUAUAAAUUAUGAAAACAGUUUUAUUUGUGCUGAUUUUGAUUUACCGCGCAAAGUCGUGUCAUGUCUCGUUAGAAACAUUGAGAAGAUCACAUGACUUUGUCGCUGUGCAUUUGUCUAACUUAAUAAUAGCUUGUUAGUUCAGACAAGGACUUUUAGUUUUCCUCCAGGGUUGCCAGUUCUUUUUAGGCUCCUUCACAGUGUUCCUGUUGGUUUCUGUACCUUUUAUGUAACCUGAAGCACUUUGAUAGAUUACUUUGUUUAAAAAAAAGGGCUUGAGGAAUAGAUUUGAUGCAUCUUUGACCAUACAAAACAACAACUGUGUAACAUAUGUCUUUUUAUACUGUUAAACAUGUGUCUUUAAUACUCUUCAUUAAUAUUUAGAUUUUUUUUUAAUCAUACCUAUAGUACUAUAUACGUGUUGUUAUGACGAGAUGGCUUCUGAAGCAGUGUCUCCUGUCCAAUCCUCUUUUUAAGUAGUAUGAAAAAUGUUGUGUGCUGCUCCUCCAAAUAGGAUUUAAGAUUGAUGAGAUGUACUUUGUGUGUAACAUAGGUUCCACUUUAGCAAUAUAUAUAUAUAUACAAGAUAGGCGACCGUGUCCCUCACACGGUUGAGCCAUCAUAUCUAAAGACAUAGCAGAGCGUUUUCCUGAUUAACAUCUAAUCAUCAACCCCAGAUAGUGAGGAGAAAGUAGUCAUUGAACUCUCCUCGUCGUGUUUGUUUGGACUGAAGGCACUCACGGCACACGGCUGACUAUCCUGUUUAAGAACAACUGUCUUCAUGCUCUUUGUCUUGUGAGGCUAUUAAAUGUUUAAUGAGGA
Molecule: messenger RNA, 3203 nt
Organism: Eleginops maclovinus (Patagonian blennie)
Lineage: Eukaryota; Metazoa; Chordata; Actinopteri; Perciformes; Eleginopidae
Gene: trafd1
Product: TRAF-type zinc finger domain containing 1
Biological process (GO): negative regulation of innate immune response
Cellular component (GO): mitochondrion
Molecular function (GO): zinc ion binding
Source: RefSeq, a predicted model, not a curated record